AUGACGACAGCCUCGACCAGCGCGGCGGCUGCAGUACCUCGGCAAAAGAUUCGUCGCCGACGUGCUGACAAGCCUGCCCUCAGCUCGCGCCUCAUUCUCGACGACCACAUUAAGAGCGAUGUCGGCAUCCUUUCAGAGGAUCUCUUUACUGAUCUCUUUCCUCACUUCCGCCAGAACACCGAUAAUGAGAAUUCCCCCGAAAUACACCACAUUGCCAUUGCGCCUUGGAUGCCAAACUCCUCUUCCACCGGCGGCGCCUGGUGCAUUGUGCCGGUUGUUCGCUCCUCUGCACUCGCGCACUCGACAGUCCAGUUCUCGCCCUCGUCCCCCGCCCUCCAGAGCUUCGCCGUCACCCUGCAAAAGAUUGCCCCCUCCAAGCUCACCAGCCAUAGCCGAAGCGGCAUCGAGAUUUUAGUCCUCGAUGUAGCUGCUGUUCCCCUCGAGACCGUCUUUGUGAGUCUGGAAAGCGAGCUUACAAAACGCCUUGAAAAUGGCGAAGGUACUUUUUUCAGAGAACACCCUACUCAGCAAGUCGCUCGCGGCACCUUGCCCCAGGAGCGUCUCAUGACGGCGCUGCGUGCCGCUCUCGGCACGCUCAAAGUUGUACAUACUGGCGAUCUCUUCCCGUUGCCGCUGCCACCGCACCCAGUAACACAUCUACCACCCAAUCCCGGCAAGAUUAUGCUCUGCGAGCCCGUCGCGCAAGGUGUUUUGACGCCAAACACCAAGGUUGUGCUUAUGCGCGGACGAGUUCACCGGCGACAAGAACGGAGCUCAUCGUCCCUGAGCCAGCUGAAUGGCACUGUUGAUCAUGGAGAGGAUACCAGCGCGGACCAAUUUUUCUCUGCUGCUGAAGAGCGUUACAAGACCGAUGCCCCUCAGGACCAGACUGAGACAGAAAGCGCAACGGAGACAGAGACCGACCUAUCUGGCGCCGAGCAAGAAGACGAGCUCUCGGACGAUUCCAUGGACGACAUGAUUUCCCUCGAAGCCCCUGAGCUGCACGCCACCAACGUCAACGGGCCUGGCACCAUGGGGCCUGGCACGCCCAUGACAAUCGCCACUCUGCGAGGCCGCAAAGUUAGCGGCAUUCAGACCCCGGGCUCCGUGUUUUCAAACUUUACUGCGACGACGGCACGAGCCGACAGGCCUCGCGGUCGUCUGUUCAAGGCGCAUGGGCUCCAGCGACCGAUUCCUUCCGAAAUAUUACAUCCGAAACCCGCCGCCCAUGACGACGAAGAGGCCAGAAUCUACGUCGACAUGUCUUCGCUCUCCAAGAUUGGGUGCUUUUCUGGUGACUGGGCUCGCAUAGAGAUGGCUGAAGAGCCACCUGCUAAUGGCUUCGGCGCCUUUGGACUCGGCAGCUUUAGAAACAACGACGCAGAGCCCGCCAUCUGGCGUCCCGUCAGAGUCUUUGGCCUUCCAGAGGGCUACUCAGCACCGCGAGCUGUAAGCAGGAUAGCUGGCUCGCGCGGCGGCGAACGGCGCAUGUCCUUUUUUGAAUCUCAGAUUCAGCGCCCUACCAGCCCUGCAGCGUAUGCUUCACCUGUGCUCCUUGCCAACCUCGAAAAUGCGACCCAUCUGCGGAUCUCUGCUCUCAAGAAGUCUUCAUACCAAGGAAAAGGCACCAACCCACGCUUCGCAAGUGCGGCGCAUCCACCUUAUGCUCGCGACAUUACCAUUCAGCAUGUACGAACUCCAGUCUCUGCUGAACGAGCCUACCAGACGGCCGUUCUCGGUGGGCUGAAGCGCUACUUUGCUGACAAGCUACGGUUGGUUCGCACCGGUGAUUUAAUUGCCGUGUCUGUUGAUUCUCAGCUUGGCCGCGCUUUGCAGGAAGCUGUUGGAGCCGGGGGCUCAGAGGUCGACGAUGUCAUGGCACUCACCACCAGUGAUCAGGCCGACGGCUCCCAUUACGACGGCGUCGCGUGGUUCAAGGUCGGACACAUUCAAAUUCAAAAAUCUGACGAGGACGAAGAUGACACUGCGGAAGGCUUCUGGGGCUCCGUCGCGUGCAUCGACAGCUCAACCGUGGCUAUGCACGGGUCAGGCUUCGUGACGAGCCGCAUCCCUGGCACCAGCCACAGCACCUGGCCGUACUAUCUUGGUCUCCGAAAGGCUCCCAAGUUGGAAAGCGAUUCUGCGGCACCACAGGCGCUAUCUGUCACGAAGCAUGAGCACAUUUCGCCUCUCCGCCGGCAACUGCGCGAGUUGCUAGUUGCGGCCACCAGCCAGCGUGCAAUCCACCUCAAGAUGCCGCCCGUGGCUAUUCUUCUCACGUCGACGCACCGGAUUAUCGGAAAAACGACAUUGGCGACGACUUCAUGCGCGGACAUUGGUCUCCACAGCUACGAGAUUGAUGCCUAUGAUAUUCUCAACGAGGGAGGCGGCAGCGGCAGCGACGUCAAGACGGAAGGUUUCCUGAGAACACGGGCUGAGCGCGCCGCGAGCUGCGGUGCCGACUGCUGCGCCCUGCUCAUUCGGCACAUUGAAGCGCUCACCGCGGACCGCAUCGAAGCCACCUUGAAGGAGAUUCUCGAGGACGCGCGUGUUCUCAUUGCCACUACCAAUAAUGUCGACGACGUCCCCGAUGGCGUCCGCGCGCUCUUUACGCACGAGCUCGAGAUGGGCGCACCCGACGAAGCGGAGCGCGAAGCCAUCUUGCGCGGCGUCAUUGGCGACCGCGGCAUCACGCUGGAUCCCAGCAUCGAUCUCAACUCGAUUGCGCUCAAAACGGCGGCCCUCGUCGCCGGCGACCUCGUCGACGUCGUGGAGCGCGCCUCACUCGCCCAGCGCGCACGGCUGGAGGCUCUCUCAGCGAAAACCAGCGGCGACGGUCUGCUCCCGCUCACGGUCCGCGACGUGCAGGUCGCGGGCGGCCCGCUGGCACGCUCGCUGACGGCUGCUGACUUUGACGUGGCCGUGGAGGCGGCGCGCAAGAACUUCUCCGACGCCAUUGGCGCGCCCAAGAUACCCAACGUGACAUGGGACGACGUCGGCGGGCUGAGCAACGUCAAGGAUGCCAUCACUGAGACGAUUCAGCUGCCGCUGGAGCGGCCGGAGCUGUUUGCGCGGGGCAUGAAGAAGCGCUCCGGCAUCCUGUUUUACGGCCCGCCCGGCACCGGCAAGACGCUGCUGGCCAAGGCCAUUGCCACCGAGUACAGCCUCAACUUCUUCUCCGUCAAGGGCCCCGAGCUGCUCAACAUGUACAUUGGUGAGUCCGAGGCCAACGUGCGGCGCGUGUUUCAGCGCGCGCGCGACGCGCGACCCUGCGUCGUCUUCUUUGACGAGCUCGACUCGGUCGCGCCCAAGCGCGGCAACCAGGGCGAUAGCGGCGGCGUCAUGGAUCGCAUCGUUUCGCAGCUGCUCGCCGAGCUCGACGGCAUGUCGGGCGGCGACGACGCCGGUGGCGUAUUUGUUAUUGGCGCCACCAACAGGCCCGAUCUGCUCGACCAGGCGCUGCUGCGUCCGGGUCGCUUCGACAAGAUGCUGUAUCUCGGCGUGUCGGACACGCACGAGAAGCAGCGCACAAUUCUCGAGGCCCUCACCCGAAAAUUUACCCUCCAUCCCUCCGUCUCGCUCGCCGCCGUCGCGCAGCAGCUCCCCUUUACCUACACGGGCGCCGACUUUUACGCCCUCUGCAGCGACGCCAUGCUCAAGGCCGUCACGCGGCAGGCUACGGCCGUCGACGCCAAGGUCCGAGCCCUCAACGCCGAUCCAUCCCGCGCGCCCGUCUCCACCGCCUACUACUUUGACCACUUUGCGACGCGCGACGACGUGGCCGUCACCGUCACCGAGCGCGACUUUUUGGAUGCCCACGACGAGCUCAUCCCCAGCGUGUCGGCCGGCGAGCUGGCGCAUUACGAAAAGGUGCGCGCCAUGUUUGAGGGUGGGCGUGGUGGGGGGGAGAAGCAACAGCAACAGCAACAGCAGCAGAGGCCGGGUUCGUCGAGGAGUAGCAGGCCAGGCACGGCGACGGGGUCGGUAAUAGGCGGAAAGGGAAAGGGAAAAGCGGUGGCGGUGGCGAGUGGUGAAGAUGGCGCGGCGGUGGUGAAUGGGAUAGUGAACAAGGGAAAGGGCAAGGCGGUGGCGGGGUUCCAGGAUGGGACGGCGAGUGAUGAUGAGGAUUUGUAUUGA
This is a messenger RNA of Beauveria bassiana ARSEF 2860, 4137 nucleotides long. Its product is annotated as ATPase protein. Bases 1 to 4137 code for a protein of 1378 amino acids. Gene Ontology annotation, cellular component: peroxisomal membrane; cytosol. The transcript has 3 exons. Lineage: Eukaryota; Fungi; Ascomycota; Sordariomycetes; Hypocreales; Cordycipitaceae. Gene Ontology annotation, biological process: protein import into peroxisome matrix. Gene Ontology annotation, molecular function: ATP hydrolysis activity; ATP binding. The record is from RefSeq and is a predicted model, not a curated record.